Molecule: messenger RNA, 1026 nt
Organism: Saccharomyces eubayanus
Lineage: Eukaryota; Fungi; Ascomycota; Saccharomycetes; Saccharomycetales; Saccharomycetaceae
Gene: BIM1
Product: microtubule-binding protein BIM1
Exons: 1
Coding region: 1-1026 (341 amino acids)
Biological process (GO): protein localization to microtubule plus-end; regulation of microtubule polymerization or depolymerization; spindle assembly
Cellular component (GO): cytoplasmic microtubule; microtubule plus-end; spindle midzone
Molecular function (GO): microtubule plus-end binding
Source: RefSeq, a predicted model, not a curated record
AUGAGUGCAGGUAUUGGCGAAUCACGUACAGAACUGCUCACUUGGCUGAAUGGGCUUCUUAACCUGAACUAUAAAAAAGUUGAAGAAUGUGGGACUGGAGCAGCAUAUUGCCAAAUAAUGGACUCAAUUUAUGGAGAUUUGCCGAUGAACAGAGUGAAAUUUAAUGCUGCGGCAGAAUAUGAGUUCCAAACAAACUACAAAAUCCUACAGAGCUGUUUUAGCAAACACGGAAUUGAGAAAACCGUUUACGUCGAUAAGUUGAUCAGGUGUAAAUUCCAAGAUAAUUUAGAAUUUUUACAAUGGUUGAAGAAGCAUUGGAUUCGAUAUAAAGACGAAAGUGCGUAUGAUCCGGAUUCCCGACGCAAGUACCGUCCUAUUAUGACGAACAAUAGCGCCACCAAGACUCGCACGCCAUCCAACCCUAUCAGUACAAGAAGGUCAUUAAGCACAGGAACAAGCAACUCUAUACCAGGAGGCCCACCAAUAAGACAUUCUUCACUAGGGGUGACGACUGGUAGGAAAACCAGUGCUACCCAAGGUCAGUUAAAUGCGAUGCAAGCUGAAUUAUCCAAUGCACAGGAAACAAUUGGUUCAUUGAAUGAAGAGAUAGAACAGUACAAGGGAACAGUGAGCACUUUGGAGAUUGAGAGAGAGUUUUAUUUCAACAAGCUGCGCGAUAUUGAGAUCCUGGUCCAUACCACGCAAGACUUAAUUAAUGAAGGCGUUUAUAAAUUUGAUGAUGAGACUAUCACGGGCCGUGGCGCUGGGAAUGGCGGUGCUUUAUUACGGUUUGUUAAGAAAGUGGAGAGCAUAUUGUAUGCCACUGCGGAAGGAUUUGAAAUGAAUGGUGGCGAAGGUGAACAACAGGAGGAAGAUGGGGGAAAAAGUGGUGCUGUACAGAACGGAAAUAUGUUCGAAAACGGCAAUGGCAAUGGCCAGGAAGAUAACGAUGACGUGAUAAUGCAGAAUGACGGAAGUCAGGUUGGUGUGAACAGUAAUUUGAUUAUUGACGAGGAGACUUUUUGA